AAUUAAAUUAAUAACAUAGCUGGUGAUAAACUCAGUUUAUUUAAAAUAAUGAUAACAUGAGAAUCAAGAUAUUAACCAGAUUAUUUUUAUCAAAUUGUAAAUGCGUUCAUAAUAGCUAACAUCAGCGAAACAAAAAUGCCUGAAAAAGUUAGCUUACUUAAUAAAUACAUUACAAUUUUUUUAGUUGUGUCUGGUUAUUGGAUUAUAUCUAUUUUAACAGUGUUUGUUAAUAAAGCACUUUUAAGUAGCAUUGAAUUGGAAGCACCAAUGUUUAUCGCUUUAUUCCAAACAAUGAUGUCUGUUUUUGUAUGUUACUGUAUGAAAUUGCUAAGCAAAGUCUUUCCAUCAUAUUGCAAUUUUCCGGACUCAAGUCCUUUCAAGAAAGAGACUUUGAAGGAGGUUUUUCCAGUUUCUGUGUUGUUUACCAUGAUGAUUGCAAUGAAUAAUUUAUGCUUAAAAUACGUUUCUGUAACAUUUUACUACAUAGGUAGAUCGUUGACUACAAUAUUUAAUGUUGCCUUCACUUAUCUAAUUUUGGGCGAAAAGACAUCUGGUAAAUGUCUCUUCUUCUGUGCAGUCAUUAUUCUUGGGUUUUAUUUAGGAGUUGAUCAAGAAAGUCUUGCAGGAAGUUUAUCUAUUAGUGGUACAAUAUAUGGAGUUUUAGCAUCUCUUUCGCUCUCCCUGUAUUCAAUUUUUACGAAAAGGGCAUUACCAUCAUUAAAACAGGAAGUUUGGUUGUUGUCUUAUUAUAAUAACGUGUAUUCAAGUUUUCUGUUUGUUCUUUUAAUGCUUACAAAUGGAGAACUUUCCAAUGUCUUAGAGUAUAAACGACUUUAUGAUUACACGUUUUGGUUUAUAAUGAUAAUGGGGGGCAUCUGUGGUUUCUCAGUUGGAUUUUUUACUUCCCUUCAAAUAAAAUAUACAUCUGCCCUAACUCACAACAUUUCGGGAACGGCGAAGGCGUGUGCUCAAACUGUACUUGCCACUUACUGGUAUCAAGAAAGCAAAUCACUUUUGUGGUGGUUUUCUAACUCAGUUGUACUGCUAGGAAGUGCAGGGUAUGCCAGAGCAAAACAAGUGGAAAUGGAAAGGAAGCACAAAGAGUCCCUAAAUUAUGAAAAACUUGGCAGUUAAUUGUUUUGCUGUUCAUUUUAAGAAAUAAACGAUUUUUGCAGUUAUCUACUUAAAGUAAUUCCUAUUAAGAAAAGAAUAAAAGUGUCUUAAUUCAAUAUUCUGUAAAGAAAUAUUGAUGUAUUUUUGAAUUUA
Messenger RNA from Agrilus planipennis (emerald ash borer), 1266 nucleotides. It is a transcript of the gene nac, whose product is annotated as GDP-fucose transporter 1. Gene Ontology annotation, biological process: GDP-fucose import into Golgi lumen; protein O-linked glycosylation via fucose. The record is from RefSeq and is a predicted model, not a curated record. The coding region runs from base 136 to 1134 and encodes 332 amino acids. The transcript is spliced from 5 exons. Gene Ontology annotation, cellular component: Golgi apparatus. Gene Ontology annotation, molecular function: antiporter activity. NCBI's taxonomy places the organism in Eukaryota, Metazoa, Arthropoda, Insecta, Coleoptera, Buprestidae.